AUGUCUUUGAUUCAUCUUCUUCUUGGAGCCUUGGCUCUGUUGAGGUGUUCGGUGACGGUGAAAGGAGAAAGUCCUUACAAGUUCUACACUUGGACUGUGACUUAUGGCAUUAUCUCUCCCCUUGGUGUUCCUCAACAGGUUAUUCUGAUCAAUGGUCAGUUUCCUGGGCCAAAGCUUGAUGUUGUGACCAAUGACAACAUCAUCCUCAAUCUCAUCAACAAACUUGACCAGCCUUUCCUCUUGACCUGGAAUGGAAUAAAGCAGAGGAAGAACUCAUGGCAAGAUGGUGUAUUGGGAACAAACUGUCCAAUCCAACCAAACUCAAACUUCACAUACAAAUUCCAAACCAAAGAUCAGAUCGGAACUUACAAUUACUUCCCUUCCACCGCAUUCCACAAAGCCGCCGGUGGAUUCGGAGCCAUCAAUGUCUACGCAAGACCUGGAAUCCCAAUCCCUUACCCUCUCCCAGUCGCAGAUUUCACUCUGCUCAUCGGUGACUGGUUCAAAACCAACCACAAAACGCUUCAACAGCGACUCGAUUCCGGUGGGACUCUUCCAUUUCCCGACGGACUUCUCAUCAACGGACAAACCCAAACAACAAUUACCGGCGACAAAGGGAAGACUUACAUGUUGAGAAUCUCCAAUGUUGGUUUGUCGAGUUCAUUCAAUUUCAGAAUCCAAGGACAUAAAAUGAUAGUAGUCGAAGUAGAAGGCUCUCAUGUAUCUCAAAACCCUUACGAAUCUCUUGACAUUCAUGUUGGCCAGUCUCUAUCAGUUCUUGUGACCUUAGACCAAUCUCCUAAAGAUUACUACAUCGUUGCAAGCACCCGCUUCGUAAGCUCCAAGCUUUCAGUCACGGGUCUGUUGCGUUACUCCAACUCUGAUGUCUCAGCUUCUGGUGAUCCCCCAGCUCUUCCCCCUGGAGAGUUGGUUUGGUCCAUGAGACAAGCAAGAUCAUUCAAGUGGAACUUAACAGCAAAUGCAGCUAGACCAAACCCUCAAGGAUCUUACCACUACGGACUAAUCAGUGUGACGAAGUCGUUUGUGUUCUCAAAUUCAGCUCCUUUGAUCAACGGGAAGCAAAGAUAUGCAGUGAAUGGAGUCUCUUACGUGAACUCAGAGACGCCUCUCAAGCUCGCUGAUUACUUCGGCAUCAGUGGAGUUUUUAGCACAAGUGCCAUUCAAAGUUUCCCAUCUAACUCUGCUGCUACUGUUGCAACAUCAGUUGUUCAAACCUCUCUCCAUGAUUUCCUUGAGAUUGUGUUUCAGAACAAUGAGAAGUCAAUGCAGUCUUGGCAUCUUGACGGUUAUGACUUCUGGGUUGUUGGAUUUGGGUCUGGACAAUGGACACCUGAAAAGAGACAACUUUACAAUCGUGCUGACGCUCUCACCAGACACACAACUCAGGUGUAUCCAAACUCUUGGACAACUAUCUUGGUGUCUUUGGACAAUCAAGGGAUGUGGAACAUGAGAUCGGCGAUUUGGGAGAGACAAUAUUCGGGACAGCAGUUUUAUAUGAAAGUAGGGAAUCCAGUGCAGAGUCUUGCCAACGAAUACAAUCCUCCUGAUAAUCUUCUUCUCUGUGGCAAAGCUGUUGGACGACACGUUUAG
Molecule: messenger RNA, 1611 nt
Organism: Microthlaspi erraticum
Lineage: Eukaryota; Viridiplantae; Streptophyta; Magnoliopsida; Brassicales; Brassicaceae
Source: the annotation of a GenBank genome assembly